Messenger RNA from Callorhinchus milii (elephant shark), 1563 nucleotides. It is a transcript of the gene rag2, whose product is annotated as recombination activating gene 2. Gene Ontology annotation, biological process: V(D)J recombination. The transcript has a single exon. The coding region runs from base 1 to 1563 and encodes 520 amino acids. Gene Ontology annotation, molecular function: sequence-specific DNA binding; protein binding. The record is from RefSeq and is a predicted model, not a curated record. NCBI's taxonomy places the organism in Eukaryota, Metazoa, Chordata, Chondrichthyes, Chimaeriformes, Callorhinchidae. Gene Ontology annotation, cellular component: DNA recombinase complex; nucleus.
AUGACUCUGCAAAUGGUUUCACCCAGCGCCAAUGGGGCACUGAUACAUCCCGGGUUCUCCCUGAUGAAUUUCAAUGGCGAAGUGUUUCUUUUUGGCCAGAAAGGAUGGCCAAAAAGAUCCUGCUCCUCUGGAGUCUUCCUCCUCCGCUUGAAAGAACAAGACCUGAAACUCAAAGCAGUUUCAUUUUCCAGUGACUCUUGUUACCUGCCACCGCUACGUUGUCCUGCAAUUACUCAUUACUCAGAUCCCUCGGAAUCCAAAAGCCCUCUUUACCUCAUUCAUGGCGGCAGAAUGCCAAACAAUGAGUUGUCUGAUCUACUGUACCUCAUGAUGGUUAGUAAUACCGGUAGUAAGAAGACAUCACUCUGUUGCAUUGAAAAAGAUCUCAAAGGAAAUGUCCCCCAAGGAAGAUAUGGUCACACCAUUAAUGUGGUUCAGAGCAGAGGACGAACCAUGUGUAUCUUGGUCGGAGGUAGAUAUUACCGGCCACCUGGACAAAGAACCACAGAAAACUGGAACAGCGUAUUGGAUUGUACGCCACAUGUAUACAUAAUAGACUUGAGCACCAGCCACUGCACAGCCCAUGUGCUUCCAGAGAUCAAUGAUGGAUUUUCAUUCCACGCGUCAGUAGCAAAAAAUGAAACCAUCUACGUAUUUGGGGGUCAUUCCAUGGGAUCCAAUCACCGUCCUCCACGAUUGCUUAGCCUACAGGUUGAUCUGUUAGGCCCACAUCCGAGUAUAACCUGCACAGUACUCAAUAAUGGCAUCUCAGUAUCAAGUGCAAUAGUGACCCAGGCUGGCAGCAAUGAGUUUAUAAUUGUCGGUGGCUAUGAAUCAGAGACUCAGAAGCGAAUGGCUUGCAACACCAUCCUACUUGAAAAUGAUAACAUUCAGAUCCUGGACAAGGAACCCCCGGCAUGGACCAGUGACCUCAGAGCCAGCAAGAGCUGGUUUGGAAGUGACAUGGGAAACCGAGCGGUAUUAAUGGGCAUUCCUGGGGAAAACAAGCCAGAUACGGCUGAAGCAAAUUACUUCUACAUUGCAACUUUCGGACAGCCAGAGGGGAGAAGCCGCAUUCUUGUCAGCCAGGAAUCCUUUACUGAUCCAGAGGAAUCUAGCGCAUUCGAAGAUUCAGAAGAAUUUCGCUUUGUCGUUGAAACCCAUGAUUAUAGCGACGACGAAAUAUACUUAGAUAAUGGUGAUGAGGAAGGUUACUGGAUUAAGUGCAUUGUCACCUGUAGUGUAAACGUCAACACUUGGGUUCCUUACUACUCCACUGAACUCAAUAAACCGGCUAUGAUCUUCUGCUCCAGUGGAGGAGGUGGUGGGCACUGGGUACAUGCCCAGUGUAUGGGUCUCUCGGAGUCAGAGCUGAUACACCUUUCUCAGGAGAAGACCAAGUACUUUUGCAAUGUUCAUUGUAUUGAGAAAAGAGUUGAAACCCUGCAGAAGAAGAUAAAAAUAAUGAAACGGACGCCAAUGAAAUCCCCGCGUAAAAAGUCGCCAUCCAGUCUGAAGAAGACACCGAUGAAGAAGAGCUUUGUGAAGAGGCUGUUUGAAUGA